AAUAUGCGUCGCCUCGUCCCGCCGCUGCCAGGCAGCAGGGCUGGUUAAUAAUAGGAGUGCGGUUGUCAGUCCCCUCCGCAGGGCGGAGAGUCAGUCCGCUCUCAUUGGAGGAUUUUUUUUCCGUGAGUUUCUCGUGAAGUGCUGGUGGGAGGAGAAUUUCCAGCAAGAAGGGAUAUCAAAAAUAAACCCCCGUCAUGCCGAGGGAAGAGCAAGACGUAUAAAUACCCCUGAUGUGUCCAGAAUGCAGUGCUGUUCAGAGGAACACAGAAAGACUUCCGGAGACAGUUCAUAGACAGAGCACUGCCUGGGAGUGUUGGGGAUUUAAGGAUAAUAGUCCCUGGACUGAGGAGGACGCAUAACUUCCUAAACAUCAAGCUGCAUUUUCCCCGUGGCAGCAGCUCUCUGCGUCUUGUGUCAGAAGAUGCGCAUCACGCCGCGUUUCGUCUCUUUGCUCCUCUGCCUAGUCAACGCAGCUCUUGCCUCCCAGUUUGAGUCGGAGGAAGUUGUACCUGUUCGGAUUAACAGCAGAAUCGGCGGCCGCUUCUGGAAGAGAAGCGAAGAGAACCCCAUUUUCACCCUCAAGGCGUUCGGCAGGAACCUGACUCUGAACCUCAUCCCAGACACCAGUUUUCUGUCGCCGGCCUUCAACAUCCAGGGCGUCAGCGCCGGAUACACGGCCACUUUACGCAGCGCUUCAGGUGCCCAGCCCGAGCUGCGCUCUGACCACAACGGCUCCAAGAACCGGACACAGGAGAGCGAAGGACGCCUGCGGAGAUGCUUCUUCUCCGGAAACGUGGGUCAGGACGAGAACUCGCUCGUAGCGGUCAGCCUGUGCUCGGGCAUCUUCGGCUCCUUCAUCUCGGAAGGGAAGGAGUAUCUGAUCGAGCCCAAACUCCGCAGCGGCCAGCGGCCGGACUCUGCCGAGCAGCUGCAUGUGAUCAGGAGGAGGAUACUCGCCGAGAACCGCGGAGUUUCCCUCCUGUUUAGUGGCGCUGCGGAGGCGCUCGGAGCGGAAAGUUUUACGCACGGCGGCAGUGAUGCACGGAGGGAAGCUCGCCGGAAACGCUUCGUUUCAGAGCCACGCUUCAUAGAAACCUUGGCCGUAGCAGACUCGACCAUGACCCACUUCUAUGGAGAUGAAAUAAAGCACUACGUCCUCACCCUCAUGUCCAUGGUGGCCCAGCUGUACAAGCACCCCAGCAUCAAGAACUCAGUGAACAUAGUGGUGGUGAAGAUGUUGGUGGUGGAGGACGAGGAGGCUGGACCGGAGCUGUCCAGCAACGGAGGCGUAGCUCUGCGCAACUUCUGCUCCUGGCAGCAGCUUUUCAACCCACCAAGCCAAAGGCAUCCUGAGCACUACGACACGGCAAUGCUGUUCACCAGAGAGGACAUCUGUGGACAGAAGAGCUGUGACACUCUGGGUGUGGCAGAUGUCGGGACGAUGUGCGAUCCCAAGAGAAGCUGCUCAGUCAUUGAGGACAAUGGCCUACAGGCCGCCUUCACGGCUGCUCACGAGCUUGGCCAUGUGCUGAGCAUGCCCCACGACGAUUCCAAGACUUGUGAGAAGCUGUUCGGAGAUCUGGGAGGGCAUUACCUGAUGGCCCCUCUGUUUGUUAGUCUCAACAAAUCGGUGCCGUGGUCUCCCUGCAGCUCUCUUUACAUCACUGAGUUUUUCGACAAUGGCCAUGGAGACUGCCUCCUGGAUGUCCCGGAGAGCACCAUUCCCCUGCCACCAGAGCUGCCGGGUACCGUGUACAACCUGGACCAACAGUGUCAGCAGAUUUUUGGGGAGGAGUUUGUCCACUGUCCCAACACGUCAGACAGCGAUAUUUGCAGCCAGCUUUGGUGCCGAGAGGACGGUACGGGGCAGUGUGCCACCAAGAAUGGCAGCCUGACCUGGGCCGAUGGCACUCCCUGCAGGUCCAAUGGGACCUGUCUACAUGGAGCAUGCAAGAUGACAGAGGAAGUGAUGCAACCACUGGUAUGAUCAUUACUUUGAUGUUUGCUUUCAAAGAAAUAUCUUUGCAAAGGUAAAACAUCCGUUUUUAAUUGUUUCAGAUUCAGUGCUGCACCCCCUGCCAGCAUUGUCACAAUAACACACAAUGAGUGGUUGUGCAUGUGCUCAACGCUGGAGGGCAAAAACACUAUUAUUUUACUUGCCAUCCAUAGCCGCGCUGCUGCGAUAGAACAACUCGGUAAACUAAGUGAAACCUGGAGAUGUUAUUCAUUUAGCACAGUGCCCUACAGCAAAGAAAAUAAACCAGAAAAACAAUUGAAGAAGUCAAAACUGCUUAUAUUCUUCAUUUUUUUUCUAAUCUAAACUUAUGUAAACUUACUUAUAGAAAAAAUGUUUGUUUGGUUGAAGUGAAUUCUGGUGCAGUUCAAAUGCAUAUAUGAAUGUCAAGUUUUUUACAUUUGAAAAAACUCAUACUUUUUCCUUUUUUUGGAGCUUGCUCUGUGAGCAUCGCCAUAUUUUCAAUAUGGUAAAACAUACAC
Molecule: messenger RNA, 2496 nt
Organism: Poecilia latipinna (sailfin molly)
Lineage: Eukaryota; Metazoa; Chordata; Actinopteri; Cyprinodontiformes; Poeciliidae
Product: A disintegrin and metalloproteinase with thrombospondin motifs 8-like
Exons: 5
Coding region: 422-1987 (521 amino acids)
Biological process (GO): proteolysis
Molecular function (GO): metalloendopeptidase activity; zinc ion binding
Source: RefSeq, a predicted model, not a curated record